CCCAAAAUGGGUGAAAAAUCUUAUUAGAGUUUUUGGAUAUUUGUAUUAUUAUUUGAUUAGAUUUGAAAAUGGGAUUUGGGUGUUUAGGGUAUUGGGGAUAAAAUAACCCCAAAGUUUGUAAAUGGCGGAUUAGGAUUUUUGGUUCACUUAUUAAUGUUCAUUUUUCUAUUUGUUUGUGAUUGAAAAUAUGUAUUGUUAGGUCUUGUUGAAUAUUCAAUUGAAUCGAUAAUGAAUGUUUAUUGAUAGAUAAAAAUAAAGAAUGAUCGGGAAUGCCUUGAAUAUUAAGUUGGGUGCCGUUUUUGCAAAUACACAAUAUUAUCAAAUAAUGAACUCAAUCUUAGGGUUUAAUGGAUUUUUAUUGAUUGAAUGUAGUAGGAUGGCUUCAAUCAUUGCAUAUUAUUUUACUUUGUUAAUAAAAAAAUCUUUUAUGCUCAUACAUGAGUGUAGUGUUGGUCAUGGAAAAUACCCAAUAGUAAAGGGUUUUUCUACACCCAUCUAGAAGAUUUAAGGUUAUGCAAUCUUGUAGGAAAAAACCCCAAAUCUAGAUUUAUAGCAUACGAUUUAUGAUUAUGCUAAAUCUAUUUUAUUUUUGCCGUUUUCUGGUGUUGCUAGAGCUUAUGAAGUAAGAAAACUAUACCAAUUAUGUGGACCUUAUAAUAUUAAUUAUGCUAACCAGAUUUAUUCAUGGCCAGUAGUGGAGUUAGAUUAUUGGUUUGCCAUGGUGGUUAUUUUGAGCGUAACGAGUAUGACAGACAGACAAUUUAUAAAUGUGGUAACUUAAAAGCCGCAGUAUAUAAGGGAGGCGACUCACUACAGCAAUUCAAAGUUCAUAUCGGGUCUAUAUUGAGCUCUGAUCCAAACAAUUUGAAAAUUAUAUAUGAAGAAAAUGAACACUUAGUUGAUUUAAUAGAUGAUGGGGAUGUAUCGUGUAUGUUGAUGGUGGCCUCCAAUAUAAUCCUAUGUGUUGCAAACCAACCAUCACAACCAAAUCCAGCGGAGCAUCAGCCCUUCGUUCAUGCAUCUGCUCCAUCAACAAGAGAUAGCUACCCUUCUGUACAAGUGAACGUCCCUACAUCGAGUAAUACAGAUGCAAUGCAAGGGUCUAAACCCGAGGGCCAGCUUGUGAUGGAACGUGAUGUAGACGACACAAUGCCCUUAGAGCUCCCAUUCAUAUCAACACGUCCACGGGUUGACCUAGUUGUGAGACAGGAUUUCGAGACAAUUGUGGAUUUAUGUAAUCUCUUAGUUGAUUACGCAAUAUAUCAUAAUUUUGUGAUGAAGUAUCAUAGAAAUGAUCAUGAAAAAGUGAAUGCAUACAGUAAAGGAGCACCGGAUUGCACUUGCCAACGGGUUGCAAAAAGGAUUAAACCUCAACUAAAAGACCAGAUGACGCUCAGACCUAUAGAUAUUGUAAAUGAUGAUCAGCAAGAUCAUGGGGUCCAAUUAUCAUACAUGCAAGGUUGGCGUGACAAAGAAGUUGCAAGGGCAAUGAUCUUAGGUUCAGAAGUGCGAUCAUAUACUGAGCUACUUCUCUAUCUUGAGAAAUUGGAUGUCACUAACCCUGGAACUAUAUCAGUCAUACAAACCGAUGUAGAUAGGAGAUUUGAGUGUCUAUUUCUUAGCUUUCGUCCAUGCCUCAAUGGAUUUCUGUAUGGUUGUAGGCCACUGUUAGGGUUAGAUGGGAUGUUCUUGAAGGGAACAUAUCUGGGGAUCUUAUUGGCUGCAAUAGCCACAGAUGUUAAUGGUGGCACGUUUCCUAUUGUGAUUGCAGUGGUAGAGAAUGCGCACACUAAAAGUUGGAUAAGGUUCUUAGAUAGAUUGAAUUGGGCGUUUCUUCAGGAAGUAAGAAAUUUACCACGUCUAACAAUUUUCUAUGACCGCCAUAAGGGUUUGCAAACUGCAAUUAAAAUUGUAUUCCCAGGAUGGUAUCCAGGUCAUUGCAUGCGCCAUCUUGUAAACACUUUCAAGAGGAAAUGGAGGAGCAAAGUACUCCUAAAGAAGUGGUGGAAAGUCGCACAUGCAUUAUCUACUGAAGGGUUGGAGGAAGAUAUGUUGAAAAUUAAAGAGAUAGAUAAAGUGGCUUAUAUUCGGAUGAAGACUAAAGAGGAACAUGAGAUGCCUCUCAUCCCUUUGUGCAAAAACUUAAGAAUAAAGUUAGUGAAGAGAUGGGCUGAACGUCAGCAGGAAGACAGAAAAUAUGAGAUCCAUAAGGAGAUGGCCCAUGCUGUAGAUCUUGAUGUCGAACCUGUACUUGUAGUAUGGGAGAACAACGGGUUGCCGUGUACCCAUGCAAUUGCAGCUAUGUAUCACUGUCACCUCCAUCCAAUCCAAUUUUGCGAGAUGUAUUUCAGAGAUCAAGCAUACAAGACCACCCAUGCAAUUGAAUUCUAUCCUGUACCAAACUCGAUGCCUCUAACUGGAGCUUUUAAUAGAACUGUAUAUCCCCCAAAUGCCAAGCGAUGCCCAGGAAGGCCAAUGAAGCGGCGCAGGCAAACAGAAGAGAAAUCCACCAGGGGUUAUGUCUGUAAACGUUGUGGUUAA
Messenger RNA from Amborella trichopoda, 2541 nucleotides. RefSeq lists its product as uncharacterized. Lineage: Eukaryota; Viridiplantae; Streptophyta; Magnoliopsida; Amborellales; Amborellaceae. The record is from RefSeq and is a predicted model, not a curated record.